Molecule: messenger RNA, 756 nt
Organism: Lactuca sativa (garden lettuce)
Lineage: Eukaryota; Viridiplantae; Streptophyta; Magnoliopsida; Asterales; Asteraceae
Source: RefSeq, a predicted model, not a curated record
AUGCUAGGAAGCUUAGAUUGUCUCCAUUGGGCAUGGGAAAAUUGCCCUACAGCAUAUCAUGGGCAAUUUACACGAGGUGAUCAUGGUCACCCAACGGUGGUACUUGAAGCAGUUGCAUCACAAGAUAUGUGGAUUUGGCAUGCUUUUUUUGGUUCUCCUGGUUCGAUUAACGACAUCAACGUUCUUAACCGUUCACCAAUAUUUAACAACAUAUACGAUGGAUCCGCACCAGAUUCUUCUUUUCAAGUGCAUGGAACGCCAUAUAAGUAUGGUUAUUAUCUGGUCGAUGGAAUCUAUCCUGAGUAUGCUGUGUUUGUUAAGUCGUUUUCAGCUCCACAUGGUUCUAGACGAAAGAAAUUCAAGAGAGCUCAAGAAAGAGCUAGGAAAGAUGUUGAGCGUGCUUUUGGAGCUCUGAAGAAACGAUGGUUCAUACUGAAAAAACCAGCAGCUUAUUUGGGCGAGGAAAAACUUCAAGAAAUCAUGUAUACGUGUAUUAUAUUGCAUAACAUGAUUAUCGAAGACGAAGAAAGAGCGAUAUGUGUGUUUGACGAGGAAGAAAUAAUACCAGAGACACAGCCAAUAGAAAUUGGUGGCGAAGAGUAUAUAAACAGAAGAGCAGAGAUACGUUGCAAUGAAACAUUUCAUAAUCUUCGCAAUGACUUGGUGGAACACAUUUACGGGGUUCAAAACAUUAACCUUAAUUUGGAUCCACCGGAUGACCCCGAAGACGAGUUCUCGGAGAACGACUUUAUGUAG